Molecule: messenger RNA, 2983 nt
Organism: Schizosaccharomyces japonicus yFS275
Lineage: Eukaryota; Fungi; Ascomycota; Schizosaccharomycetes; Schizosaccharomycetales; Schizosaccharomycetaceae
Product: box H/ACA snoRNP assembly protein Shq1
Exons: 5
Coding region: 370-1698 (442 amino acids)
Biological process (GO): box H/ACA snoRNP assembly
Source: RefSeq, a predicted model, not a curated record
CCAGCUAAAUUUACUUACUGUUAUGUCCUGAAAGCAAAAAGCCUGACGACGAGAACGAAAACUUCUGGAAACCAAGCUGCUGAGCAAAUUUUGGGAUUCUAUUCAGAAAAUUUUGUCUCAACAUUGUCUAUUCAUACAAUUGCCUGUGAAAUGAAAUAGAGCUUCUCAAAACACAGUAAACAAUGGAAAACGUGUAUCUCACUUUCAAAUAAUAUGAAUCUGUAGCCCAAUGAAUGUUACAGAUGUUAAAUUUUCACUUUCCACAGUUACUCUGUACUAGCACUGUUUCGACGAAGAUUCUUUAGAGAGCGAGUGAAUCUAGUAAAAAAGGACAGAAAACUUAAUACUUCUCAUCUUCCGGGAACAAAUAUGAUAACACCUACAUUUACAAUACGACAAGAUAAUAAUUUCAUCUUCUUAGAUGUUAAAGCUCCUUUUAUCAAAGCUGCAAACGUGGAAAUUGUCGCUGAUGGAAAUCUUGUAUCUUUCUGUAUAAAUCCUUACUUUUUAAAACUUGAAUUGCCUGGACGUGUUAUAGAUGAUGAAAACGCGAAGGCUUCCUACGACGUAAGUGAAGGCGUUGUUCAUGUGCAAUUUCCUAAAGAGACACCGGGAGAGGACUUCCCCAAUCUCGAUAUGCUCUCAACUAUGAUGGUAAAGAAAGAGUCAAACAUAUUGAAAAAGCCUCUCAUUCAAGAAAUGGAUGCUCCUUCAGACCCCUCUUGCCCUCCUGGUCCUGUUCCAGAACCACAGAUUGAUUGGCAAAAAGUUCACUUUGAUGAUCCAGAUUUUGACUGGGGAUUACUACAGAGAAUUGAAGAUCAAAAGAUGAAUUACACCUCUACAACACAUUAUGGUUUCAACGAUCAGUACUCUGGUUUCCUCAAGUAUAAUGCUCUCGUCGGAAAUGAAGUCAAUGACCUUGAGGAUCCUGAGCGUACAUCAGUUGAGGAAAGAAAGGAGCUUCGGAUAAAACUUGAGGACGAAAAGUUUGAUCCCGACUAUUACUUGGCAGACUUUUUUGACAGUGAACAGAUCGAUGAAGUGAUCAAAUUUGUUCCAGAGUAUCGCAAAACAUAUCAACAGUUUUCUGCAGGAGAAACAGUGCCAUUCGAGUUCACAGAAGAAGAACGACGCGUUCUAAUGCAACUUCCUCGUCGGGAGUAUCUUAUAUCUAAUCCAAAGAAAAUAUACCUGAACCUUAUUGAACUAAUCUUUGCUUAUGCUUAUGAUCACCGUACAACAUACGGCGAACCUACCACAGAGUCCGCGUGGACUACUGGCAAGUUGGCCGUUAAUAUUUCCUCACUCGACAACGAUUUCAACAACGUUAAGCAAGUGGCUAUUGCAUGUGCUCGUCGUUCCCUGACGUUCCCACUGUACCGCAACUGGUCCUUGUUUCAAACGUGUUGGGAGGACACAUUCGAGAUUCUGCGUCUGGGACGCCGUUACAUACUGAGAACGCUACUCGCUAUACGGAACUUGUUUGAACAUCAUGAUGUGUAUCAUAUAUACAACCGCUUAUUGAUUGAUGACUAUGCUUACUGGUGUCAGACCGCAAAUGACAAUGUCCUACUCGCAUUAGCCCAACAGGUUAAAGAAUGCCAUAUCACAAAGAGUGAAACAGGAUGGGAGUUGGAUGAGAUUGAACGAAGUGCCGUCGAAGUCGAACAUGAAGGUCAAGGUCAAUCCGAUUAGAAAAGGAAUGUGAAUUAAAUUGUAAAAAAAACACCGACUUCACGGGAUAUCGCGAACAGCAACAUUGCGCGUUCUAAAAUCAUAAUAGAGUUUCAUCAAGUGACAAGCACCCAAAUAAGGAAAAAUAAGAUGCAAAUGCCAAAAAUUUUGAGCAUUAGACGCCGAUUUGAUGUAACUCGGGCAUAAAAUUUCAUAAUUUCCCUUUGUGCCCCGCCAAUAUUGCCAACAAUGUCUUCUGUGUUGGCGUCAAUACGCUGAACACUCUCACGCUGCUCGGAAACCAUUUGAGCAAGCUGUGAGAAGAUACCACCGAGCUCUGUAAUUGUGCUUUCGAUACUCUCUAUGGAUGACAACCGCUGCUGAGAGUACGCAUCGACUUGGUUUUCUAAAAGUGCGACUUGUUCAUACCGAGUGUUCGCACUGUCGCCGAUAUUAAGAGACAAAUAGUCUCCAUGCGAGCCAUUGUUCAUGGCGGCCGACGCGCCGUUAGCGUUAUAAGCAUUCAUGAAGUUACCAGUGUUAGCAUCCGAAUUUGCCGUCACUGAGCUUGAAGCCACAAACUUCUCAGUCCGGGACUGCGAGGCCUUCAUGUUUUGAGAGCGUACUUCUAAGAUAUCACGGAAAUUCAUACUAGUGUCCGCAAGAGAGUUCUGAAGUGACACUACAACACUCUCAUUGUGUUGGUCAAUUUGAGCCGCUUGAUUUCUUCCAUCUUUUGCGUUUUGCCGAACAAUCUGUUGUAACGACGCGAUAUCAGCAUUCAAAGACGACAGACUCUGUUUGAUGAGAUACGUGAGCUCUUGAAUUUCAAUAGGCCGGUCAUCGAACAAUGUUUUCCGCUUAGCAACUAUAGGUCGACAUUAGUAAGACGAACUUGAAAUACAAACCAUGUUUCUAGAUGUCGUUUGAUACUUACGUCGAGACAAUCUCUGCAAUUUUUGACCCGUUGUAUUAAUUUCAGAUGCAAUUUUUUGUGCAAUACGAGUAAAAUCGCUCUUUUGAUGCUUUAUAGCAGCAGCAUUGUUGUCGUUCGGCGUUGCAAUACGUCCAACAGUACGCGAUCUGUACUUUGUAGCCGACACGCAAGCUUGGAAUUCCGCUGUACGGUCUUGAAAAGACAUUUAAAGACGUGAACGUCUGCAGAGAGUUUAUUCGAGACUGGGUUACGUGAAGUUCGGUCUACUAUACAGUACUCGUGCUCUCAAUCCAAGCUCUUUCUACGUGUGUUGGUGGUAGUUAUAGUAGCAGUAGGAGGAGCAGCAAUACAGGUAAUUCUGAGUUGUGA